UGCAGCGUAAGGAGAAAAGCAGAGUGGGAGCGCAUAUUUAGCACAGCAUCAUUAGCAGUGUGUAGGUGGAGGGAGGAAGAUGGAUGACCGCAGAACGGGCAGCACGGGAAACAGCCACAAAAAGUCAAGCGGUGCCAGAUGAUUUCCUCAGAAAUUGUGCCGCAUGCCAGGGGACUCUGGCACCCCGGGGACCUCCCGGCACACCAGUGUCAUCAUCACCGACGGCAGGAAAGCCAUCCUGCAGGUGAAGCAUCUUGUGUCUGCCAGGCACGGUGACUGCCUGCGAGCCUCCCUGUUCCUCGGCAGAGCCUGGAGGAGACUCUUCUCAGCCUAAAGAUUUCCACUCAUGGUGCUUGCAAACGCUGGAGGGAACUGGCAAACCGCUGAGUGGGUCCGAGAGGCUGUUCCCGUCCAGCUCCCGUCAGGAGGACUGCCUCCCCUUGCGGUUCCUCGGCAAUCGAUCCAGUGCCCGGCUGCCAGACCCGGCUCUAUGCAUGUAGUGGGAUUCACAGGACUUGAAAGGAAAUGCAAAAAAUAGCCCUUUUCCAAACACCACAAAGCUAAGUGUAAAUAUCGGGAUGGUAAAUAUGUUUUAUAAUGGUCAAUAUUGUUUUUAAAAGGUUGGGUCUGGCAAAUACUGGAUGUGUGAAUCUAAUGUUCCUUUACUUCUUGUAAAAGGGACUAAUCAGCACUUGGGUAUUUAUCUUCAUCAGCUACGCGGUUAUGAGCAUAAUUUUGAUUUUUUUUAACUGAUCAUGUAAGAGUCACUGCCUAGACGAUUGGUGCUUGGACCCUCGCUUCAAAACAUGCCUCUCUCCUACCAUGACUCAGAUUUCUGUUGAAGGGGAAGAUGAAGCCAGCCCAGACCUCAGCUUUGGAAACAGACAUGGGCUCCAUCUCAAAUCACAGAUAUUUCAGAAAUGACACAGACUCCUCUGAAGAUCAGUCUUUUGCUUUGUUUGACAUCCAUAUUUUGAUGCCCAUGACUAUAAUUUCCAUCAUCCUGUUUUUCUUGGGAGUCUCUGGGAAUUUGAUAGUGAUAGCCAUUUUCAGACACUCACAGGAGAUGAGGACGAUGGUGAACAUGUACGGCUCCAGCAUGGCGCUGUCGGACAUGCUGAUUUUCCUCAGCCUGCCUUUGGACCUCUACCACCUUUGGAAGUACAAGCCCUACAUAUUUGGGGAUUUUCUCUGCAAGUUCUUCAUUUACCUGAGUGAAACAUGCACAUACUGCACCAUCCUGCACAUCACCAUUGUGAGCGUGGAGAGGUACUUCGCCAUCUGCUUUCCCCUGAAAGCCAAAGCGACCAUCACCAAGUGCCGGGUGAAACGGCUCAUCCUGGUGCUGUGGGGCUGCUUCCUCCUGACCACCAGCCCCAUCCUCUUCCUCUUCUGGGUGGAACACCCCAAAGGCAGCCUGUCCCAGAAGAGCCAGGAGUGCAGGUCCAUUGAGCGCAUGGCCCACAUGGGGCUGCUCGAGAUGAUGACCUGGGUCUUCACCAUUUAUUUCUUCCUGCCAGUGCUCUGCUUGACUCUGCUGUAUGGACUCAUCGGCAGAAAGUGCUGGCGGAGCAGGCACGGCUGCCGGGCUGUGGGCAGGAAAAGUUCCCACACGCAGACUGUCAAAAUGCUGGCUGUUGUAGUCUUGGCCUUUGUGCUGUGUUGGCUCCCGUUCCAUGUUGGCCAAAUCCUCUUCGCCCAGAGUGAAAUCAUCCUGUAUGACCUCACGCAGUACUUCAACCUCAUUGCCAUGCUUCUCUUCUACCUUGGGGGCUUCUAUAAACCCCAUACUUUACAACAUCAUGUUGCACAAAUACAGGAAAGUGAUGAGCAAAAUCCUGCACCACAAGUGAACUCGGCGCUGCAGGAGCCAUACCAGGAGUGAAAAGGUUUCUUUUGAAGGUACAGAACUUGGCUCUUUCACAUCAACUGUUCAGCAUUGACUUAAUUCUCACAACCCAAGCAUUUUGCCAGCUGUGUUGCAGGUUAAAACCUGGGUAGAUGGUGUGCAUGGAGACUGGAACAAAUUUUAAGGCGGUCCUUUUGGCUUACCUCUCACUGUUUCCUGAGAUAGGCUUGGAACAUUUUGGGAAGGUUGGAGCCUAUUCAUGUUAUUCCUGCACCUAGGGGCAGGCACACGGGGGAGGCUGGGCUAUUCUCUUUGGUGAACUUACCAGCCACAGUGCCCAGCUUAACUGACCACAAAACUCCUGUGAAGGGAUUUGUCCCUUUCUGAGGACCAGAUGUUUUGUUAAAUCACAGAUAAUUCAAGUUACUUUCUUCCCACAGAAGCCUAGAGAGAGAGGGUGGAGAUUAAAGCCAGGCCAGCGGUUUGCUCUCAGCAAAUAAGUGCAAGAAAUACAAUCUCUAAGGUACUUGAAAGCAAUUGCAUUGCCUUCUUCCUAAAGGCUGUAUUUACUGCUCAACCCUCAGGCCUCUUGAGUCGCUUCUCUCAUUUUCUUUUAUCUUGUUCUUUAUUCAAACUACACCCAGCUUUCUGCAACGUUAGACCCCAUCUCUAACCUCUGUGGGAAGAAAGAGUCCUUACCUUUAGAGCUCCUCUGAACGGACCAGGGACAAAUGACACAUGGGCCAUCGCUGGGGAGGGAAGCAAGAGCAGAAGCCAUCUAUCUGCCCAUCUCCCUCGUCUGUAAAACAGGCAAACGCCGAGUCCCGAUCACCAGUUCACAGGCUGUCCCAAGACCUCGUGUAAAAGGGUUCAAGUCACACUGCCUGGUCCCCGGGCUGACACAGCUCUUGGAAAAGAGGAGGACAGUGCUGCGCUAAGGCUCCCGCAAGUAGCUGUUCUUCCAAAAAGAUUUUUUAAGUCAGCUCUUAAUGACACUUAGCAACCACGCUAAACAU
Molecule: messenger RNA, 2865 nt
Organism: Aquila chrysaetos chrysaetos
Lineage: Eukaryota; Metazoa; Chordata; Aves; Accipitriformes; Accipitridae
Product: growth hormone secretagogue receptor type 1-like
Biological process (GO): G protein-coupled receptor signaling pathway
Cellular component (GO): plasma membrane
Molecular function (GO): G protein-coupled receptor activity
Source: RefSeq, a predicted model, not a curated record